AUGAGUUUUCUUGUCAGCUUCAUCUGCUGGAGGCUCCCUAUUAAGAUUUUGAAAUCAGGGAUUACCCUUUUUAAUUUGGAAGCAGGCGAGCAAAGAUCAGGUAGGCGGCGUCCACUGCACACUUGUGGAGCCUCACUUUUCGCCGUUGCUGAAAAAACGUGCACUAAAGUACAAGAUCUGGACGGGCCUUUAGGAUCAACGGCGAGUAGGGCAGCCUCGUUCAUGAAUCAGUUCCUUCCCUUUAUACACACCUUGCUGUGCCCGUUUCUGACAAUCCUAUCCUACCUAGACGACCGUAUCCUCAGUUUCGAAACCAAAGUUGAGGCGAUAUUCCCACGGUCGGCAUGCUUGUUCGACAAAAUCGACACCCUGGUUUGCCGCUCAGAAGCCUUACCCGAACAAAUUGAUGGUGUUCUGGCAAAAAUUGCCUUGAUAAUACUGCACCACUUCCCAUUCCUCCACUACUGCCUUGUCACGAGGGAAAAGGAGACAAAGCCGGUUGUUGACGAGACAAGUAGCAACAUUGUAGAGUUGAGGAAGUCGUACCAUGUCGAGCCGUCCAAUGAAAUGGCUAACUCUGACGAGGUCAAUUGGAAAUCGGUCAACAGAAUAAAGAUAGUGGACGACCCCUCGGAUUCUCCAAUGUACAGUUCUUAUCUUUCCGCAAACUCGUCACCUGUAUCGGACUGCUCGGAAAGCGAGAUUACACAUUUGGGCCGAACGGGAAAGUCGGACCAUAGUAUGAGUUACAGUUAUAAAGAAAUGCUGGAGAGGGGACAUAAAGAAGUUCAUGAGAAGGGGGGACCAAAGGGUUCAGAUGGUUUGGAAGAACAGCAAUGA
Messenger RNA from Striga hermonthica, 840 nucleotides. The record is from the annotation of a GenBank genome assembly. Lineage: Eukaryota; Viridiplantae; Streptophyta; Magnoliopsida; Lamiales; Orobanchaceae.